AUGACGGUACGAGGAAUAAGGGCCAUAACCCAGGCGCAGAACGGCGUCGGAGCGUUCAUCCUGCAAUGCAAGCGAUUGGACUUCACUUAUUGCGACUGGGCAGGCAGCUCUAAAGGCAUGCUCACCUUCCUGAAAGAAGAACUCCCGGCCUUUGCCAAAGCAAAUCCGCAGAUCGAAAUCCGCGUCUCCCCCCGACCUCAAAAACACCCAGUCAUCAAGGGACACUACAUCAACGGCCGUAUCAAGGCUGUUUGCGUCCGCAAUUUUAAGUCCGAGGAUAUUCUACAGAAAGUCAAGUACCUCCGAGAAGCCAGCGGCGAAAAGGUCAAGAGACAGAUGAAGCCGGUGACGAGUCUCAACGAGAGUGUCAGAGGUAUAUGGUCACCAUAUCACGGCGACCUUAAGGUGGUUUGA
Molecule: messenger RNA, 414 nt
Organism: Talaromyces atroroseus
Lineage: Eukaryota; Fungi; Ascomycota; Eurotiomycetes; Eurotiales; Trichocomaceae
Exons: 3
Coding region: 1-414 (137 amino acids)
Biological process (GO): mitochondrial translation
Cellular component (GO): mitochondrial large ribosomal subunit
Molecular function (GO): structural constituent of ribosome
Source: RefSeq, a predicted model, not a curated record